Aspergillus ruber CBS 135680 is the source of this 2748-nucleotide messenger RNA. Its product is annotated as coatomer subunit gamma. The transcript has 4 exons. The record is from RefSeq and is a predicted model, not a curated record. Gene Ontology annotation, cellular component: endoplasmic reticulum; Golgi membrane; COPI vesicle coat. Gene Ontology annotation, molecular function: structural molecule activity. Lineage: Eukaryota; Fungi; Ascomycota; Eurotiomycetes; Eurotiales; Aspergillaceae. Gene Ontology annotation, biological process: endoplasmic reticulum to Golgi vesicle-mediated transport; protein secretion; intracellular protein transport. The coding region runs from base 1 to 2748 and encodes 915 amino acids.
AUGAGUUACGUUAAGAAAGACGAGGAUGCGGACCAGGUCAUGAUCAAGCUUGAUCGGACCUCCGUUUUCCAAGAUGCACGAUUGUUCAAUUCCUCCCCCAUCUCGCCCCGGACAUGUCGCACCCUCCUGACCAAGAUCGCGGUUCUCCUGUUCACUGGGGAGCAGUUCCCCACGAACGAGGCCACCACGUUGUUCUUCGGUAUCUCGAAGCUGUUCCAGAAUAAGGACCCCUCGCUGCGGCAGAUGGUGUAUUUGAUUCUUAAGGAAUUGGCGAAUACCGCGGAGGAUACGAUCAUGUCGACGAGUAUCAUUAUGAAGGAUACGGCUGUUGGUAGUGAUGUUUUAUACAGGGCGAAUGCGAUUCGGGCGCUUUGUCGAAUUAUUGAUGCCACCACAGUUCAAGGUAUCGAGCGUCUCAUCAAAACCGCCAUCGUCGACAAGACCCCCUCCGUUUCCUCCGCUGCUUUGGUAUCCUCUUACCACCUUCUCCCGAUCUCCCGUGACGUGGUGCGCAGAUGGCAGAGUGAGACUCAGGAGGCUGCCUCGUCCGGAAAGCAGUCGACCGGUUUCCUUGGUUUCGGCGGGUCCCAGGCCCACGCCAUCUCGCAGUCGAAUUUCAUGACCCAAUACCAUGCCAUUGGUCUCCUGUACCAGAUGCGCUCGCACGACCGCAUGUCAUUGGUGAAGAUGGUGCAGCAGUACGGUGCUGCGGGGGUGGUCAAGAGUCCGGCUGCGCUGGUGCUGUUGGUGCGAUUGGCUGCCAAGCUGGCAGAGGAGGACCAGGGAUUGAGGAAACCAAUGAUGCAGAUGCUCGAUGGCUGGCUGCGGCACAAGCAUGAGAUGGUCAACUUCGAGGCCGCCAAGGCUAUCUGCGACAUGCGCGAUGUCUCCGAUGCCGAAGCCUCGCAGGCUGUCCAUGUUCUGCAGCUAUUCCUCUCGUCCCCGCGGGCUAUCACCAAGUUCGCCGCUAUCAGAAUCCUUCACAACUUUGCGUCGUUCAAGCCUAAUGUCGUCAACGUUUGCAACCCCGAUAUCGAGUCGUUGAUCUCCAACAGCAACCGUUCUAUCGCUACCUUUGCCAUUACCACUCUGCUCAAGACCGGAAAUGAGGCUAGUGUCGACCGUCUUAUGAAGCAAAUUUCCGGCUUCAUGGCUGAUACUACGGAUGAGUUCAAGAUUACAAUUGUCGAGGCUAUCCGGACCCUUUGUCUUAAGUUCCCCAACAAGCAGGCUGGUAUGCUUUCGUUCUUGAGCGGUAUUCUCCGGGACGAGGGUGGAUAUGAGUUCAAGCGCAGUGUUGUGGAGAGCAUGUUCGAUUUGAUUAAGUUCGUGCCGGAGAGCAAGGAAGACGCUCUCGCACACCUCUGCGAGUUUAUCGAAGACUGUGAGUUCACCAAGCUGUCUGUCCGGAUCUUGCAUCUGCUUGGUGUGGAGGGCCCCAAGACCUCGCAUCCUACCAAGUACAUCCGUUACAUCUACAACCGUGUUGUUCUGGAGAACGCUAUUGUUCGGGCCGCUGCCGUCACUGCAUUGGCCAAGUUUGGCAUUGGUCAAAAGGACCCCGAGGUCAAGUCCAGUGUUUCAGUUCUGCUUACACGAUGCUUGGAUGACACGGAUGACGAAGUGCGUGACCGUGCUGCUCUUAACCUCCGGUUAAUGGGCGAGGAAGACGAAAAGGCUGGAGACUUCAUCAAGAAUGACUCGAUGUACUCGCUUUCUACAUUCGAGCACCAGCUCGUCAUGUAUGUGACAUCGUCGGAUAAAGACACGUUCGCCGCCGCAUUCGAUGUUUCUUCCAUCCCUGUUGUUACUCAGGAGCAGGCUCUUGCCGAGGAGCGGACCAAGAAGCUCACGACGGCAACUCCCACGCUCAAGGCUCCUUCUACUGGUCCACCCAAGAGCAAGGCCAGCGGUGUGGCCGAGGCUUCUACGGCCGCUGCUACCCAGAGGUACGCAGAACAGCUCAUGCAGAUCCCCGAGCUCAAGGCAUACGGCACUCUGCUCAAGUCGUCUGGCCCUGUCGAACUUACCGAGAGCGAAACGGAGUACGUGGUUACUGCCGUCAAGCACAUCUUCAAGGAACACGUUGUUCUGCAAUACGACGUUAAGAACACCCUUCCGGAUACCAUUCUGGAAGAUGUGAAUGUGGUGGUCGCGCCAGCGGAAGAAGACCAGUUGGAAGAGGAAUUCAUCGUUCCCGCCCCCAAGCUUGCCACCAACGAGCCUGGUAUCGUCUACGUGACUUUCAAGAAGCUUGCUGGCGAGAACAGCGUUCCUGUUACUUCGUUCACCAACAGCUUGAAGUUCACCAGCAAGGAGGUUGAUCCUACCACCGGUGAGCCUGAGGCAAACGGUUAUGACGAUGAGUACCAGGUCGAGGAUCUGGAGCUCACUGGUAGCGACUAUAUCAUUCCUACGUUUGCUGGUAGCUUCGACCACGUGUGGGAACAGACUGGGGCAAAUGGCGAGGAAUUGAGCGAGACUCUACAGCUCAGUAACAUGAAGGGCAUCGCGGAUGCCAUGGAACAACUCAUUGCCGCACUCUCCCUGCAACCCCUCGAGGGAACCGACGUCUCCCUCAGCAACAGCACGCACACCCUCAAACUCUUCGGCAAGACAGUAUCGGGAGGCCGAGUCGCAUCGCUAAUCAAGAUGGCCUACUCGACCAAGACCGGUGUCACGACCAAGAUUACCGUCCGGGCGGAAGAAGAGGGCGUUGCUGCUGCUGUUAUUGCGUCGUUGAGUUAG